This is a messenger RNA of Monomorium pharaonis (pharaoh ant), 2398 nucleotides long. It is a transcript of the gene CD98hc, whose product is annotated as maltase 1. The record is from RefSeq and is a predicted model, not a curated record. Gene Ontology annotation, biological process: carbohydrate metabolic process; amino acid transport. The transcript has 10 exons. The coding region runs from base 16 to 1926 and encodes 636 amino acids. NCBI's taxonomy places the organism in Eukaryota, Metazoa, Arthropoda, Insecta, Hymenoptera, Formicidae.
UAAUUCGCGCAGAGCAUGAAAAGUGGGAGAGAUAGCGGGUUGAACGACGCCGCGGAGCCCGCGGAGGGGAUGCUGUCGCCAUUGUCGCCAAUCGUUGCUACGUUUAAGUCGGAGAGGGAAGAUUUGGCCCAGCAGCUGCAUCAGCAGGAAGAACAGGAGCAGAGCAACACCGUCAUCAUGGGCAAGCAGAAUGGCGAGGAUUUGGAUCAGGAUGCGCAAGAGCGGAUGCUCAAGGAAGACAGCACCGCGAAGAUCGCGAUCGAGAAGGACGAGAAAGAUGAGAAGACCACAGAGGUAAAAUUUAUCUCGGAGAAUGGCGACGCCAAAAUUGAUAUCGAGAUGGUAAAGGCGGUGCUCUCUGGAAUGGGAAAGGAAGAAUUGAUGAAAUUUGCAAACGACCCAUUCUGGGUAAGAUUGCGAUGGGCUUUGUUUAUCUUUUUUUGGCUAUUAUGGCUUGCCAUGUUGGCUGGUGCUAUAGCUAUCAUUGUGAUGGCACCAAAAUGUUCCGCUCCCGAACCGAAGAAAAUAUGGGAGGAAAGUGCCAUUGUUGAGUUAGAUGCUGCAGAUGUUUUUAAUGAUGACUUGACAGCAUUGGACCUUACACUGAAAGAUUUGAAAGAUCAAAAUAUCAGGGCUAUAUCUCUCUCAUCUGUGGUGAACGAAAGAAUAAAUGAAGGAAUCAUAGAUUUUAAAGCCAUUAAACCAAAAUUAGGAAACAUUAGUGAUUUGGAAAAUCUCAUCAAAAUAGCAAAGGAGAAGGAUCAACAGAUCUUUUUGGAAUUGGAUCCCAAUCAUUCCUCCAUGGAACAUCCAUGGUUUAAACGAUCUGUAGAAAGGCAGGAUCCAUUCACGUCUUAUUAUGUCUGGGCUGAUGGAAUAAUCAGCUCCGAUGGUGGAAGAGAAAGACGAAGUCCUCCGAAUAAUUGGUUGAGUGUAUAUGGUGGAUCCGCGUGGGAAUGGAACGAACAAAGAGGCCAAUAUUAUCUUCAUCAAUUUAAUAAAUCGCAACCUGAUUUGAACUACAACAACCCAGCAGUGGUGACUGAGUUUGGAGAUAUCUUGACUCAUUGGUUGAAAUUGGGCAUUAGCGGUUUUCGUUUAGCCAAUACUCAAUAUCUAACGGAAGAUCCGAAACUGCACGACGAGUCUAGAAGCAUUCUUCCUGUAGAUCCAAACAAUUAUCAGUCGUUGGUACAUGUUCAUACGCGCGAUCGUUCAGAAAACGCUGCAGUUUUAUCGAAAUGGCAAGAAAUAGUUCGCAACGAAACUGCUGGCAAAGGAUUAUUUGCGUUGCAAGAUGACAUUGGUGCAGAUAUUUUGCAAGUUUAUAAUGAAAAGACAACGAUUGAUCUACCGCAGAGUUCGCAUUUCCUCACCACUGCCAAUGUGAACUUAAACGCAACGGACUUGCGUAAAAGUAUAUCACAAUGGCUUUCAGUUACGCCGUGGCCUGCAUGGAAUAUAAAUGGCAAACAGCUUUCCUUGAGGCGACGCAUGCCUAAAGAAGUCGCUGAUAGUAUCGUGUUAAUGACUAUGCUACUACCAGGUACGCCAAUUCUUCAACUAGAAGACGUUAUGUCCGCGAAAGAUGCGUUUGCAACCUUGUCAUGUGCUCGAAACACGUUAACGUUUCUUCACGGAAAUACGACGCUUAGAGUAGUAAAUGGGACUGUUUUCGUAUACACGAGGAGUUGGCUAAAAAGCGGCAAUCCUGGAUAUCUCGUAGCGUAUCAGACAGGAGAAGAAUCAGCCACUAUAAAUCUAUCUACAAUACCGCGAAUAUCGGAAGAACUCAAUAUAGUUGCGCAUAGUCCUAAUUAUGCUCAAAAUAUGGAAGUUAUGAAAACAAAAUUGCCGGCGAAUGCUGUGCCGAUAUCAUCGAAAAGCACACUGGUUUUAACAUUUGUACCAAAGGAGGAAUCAUAAUUGAGCCACAAGAUUAUUCAAACGUAAUCCGCUAUAUAUUUUGGAUUACGUUUUUGCUUUAAUAUAUACGACUAAAAAAAUAGAUACUAAUUUAUACCAAAAAGAUGAAUUGCAUUAAAAUUUUAAAUAACUAACUAAAAGCUUAAGGGGAUCCGGGAGUGACAGAAUUACCAACAUUUUUUUGGUUACUUGGAUUUUUGAAUUAGAACAACAGAAUAAUAAAAUCCUUUUACAGGAUUAAAGUCCGCACAAAAAUAAAGGGGGCGACGUAUCAUUUGUUCUAAUAAAUAAAAAAAUUGUUAUUAGUCACCUAACGACAAUAUUUGCUUCAUACGAAAAAUCUACACUUUAUAUAUACUACACUGUAUAAAAUAAUCACGUCGCUUCCUAGAAAACUCUCAGGAAUAAUAUCGGGCAAUUAGAAAAGAUUAGAAGCCUAGAAAAAAAGAUUCGCAUUCCACAAAUUGGAAAA